This is a messenger RNA of Drosophila mauritiana, 2172 nucleotides long. RefSeq names its product myosin-G heavy chain (gene RunxB). The record is from RefSeq and is a predicted model, not a curated record. Gene Ontology annotation, biological process: regulation of DNA-templated transcription. The transcript has 6 exons. Bases 199 to 2172 code for a protein of 657 amino acids. Lineage: Eukaryota; Metazoa; Arthropoda; Insecta; Diptera; Drosophilidae. Gene Ontology annotation, molecular function: ATP binding; DNA-binding transcription factor activity, RNA polymerase II-specific; RNA polymerase II cis-regulatory region sequence-specific DNA binding. Gene Ontology annotation, cellular component: nucleus.
UAAGUGUUAAAUCUGGGAUUACAUUGACCAAAUGAGCUGACAAUGAUCGGAUUGAAAGCGUCGACUCUUUGAGGCAGGCAUUGAAAUCAAACCGAAAACCCACGAAACCCGCCGGCAACUGAAUCCACUGAAUCCACUGAGUACUGGCAACCAAAGAGGGGCCCUGAAAUACCUUGUGCCCAGCUAGCAGCUGCAAUAAUGCACAUUUCUGCUGAGGUCAGUUCGACCACCUCAAAUCAAAUACAGCAGCAGCAGCAGCAGCAGCAGCAACACCAGCAGCAGCAGCAACAUCAGUUGUUGCAGCAGCAGCAGCAACAACAGACAGCAGCAACGACCACAACGAAGCGGCGGAAUGCUGAGUCCUCUGCCAGCAGCAAUAACAACAACAAUACCAGCACCACCAACAACAAUAACACUAACAAUAACAACAACAGCACCACGAACAACAACAACAAUAAUAAUAAUGUUAAAACAAAGCCCGUGGACACGAGUCCCUACUUGACCCCCGAGAAUCUCAUCGAGCGCACCGUCGACGUCCUGCUCGCCGAACAUCCUGGCGAGCUGGUCAAGACGGGGUCUCCACAUGUGGUCUGCACCACUUUGCCCACGCACUGGCGCUCAAACAAGACUCUACCGAUCGCCUUCAAGGUUUUGGCACUGGGCGAGGUCAUGGAUGGCACUAUAGUCACCAUUAGAGCCGGAAACGAUGAGAACUUCUGCGGGGAGCUGAGAAACUGCACGGCCGUGAUGAAAAAUCAGGUGGCCAAGUUCAAUGAUCUGCGGUUCGUGGGCAGAAGCGGAAGGGGCAAGAGCUUCACACUGACGAUUGUCAUCUCGACGAACCCCAUCCAGAUAGCCACCUACACCAAGGCCAUCAAGGUGACCGUGGAUGGGCCGAGGGAACCCAGAUCGAAGGUGCGACACCAGGGAUUCCAUCCGUUCGCCUUUGGGCCACAACGUUUCGGACCGGAUCCACUUAUGGCCGGAUUGCCCUUCAAGUUGCCAGGAUUCGCACACCAUCUGGUGGGGAUGCACAGCCACCUUCAUGCGCCCGACUGGCGCGCCCACAUGGCCUUGGGCGGUCGCCCAGCCGCCUUUACCGCCGCCCCCUUUUUUGGCCACCAUGCGGCCGCUUUUCCCACCGCCAGUGGCCUGCGUGGAUUGAGUGGGGACAGUCAGCAGCACCAGCAGCAGCACUUGGCCACCGUGGGGGCGGCACAUAGCACCACCAGUCCGGAGGGAUCGCCGACCACCACCACCACGAGCGGUACGCAGCUGAGCGCCUUUGUCCAGCCACCGAUGACGUCGUCGCCUCCGCCGGUCACCAGUUUGCAGCACGACAAUAACAAUAACAACAGCAACAACAACAACAGCAGCAGUCACAUUGAUGCGGGCUUCGAAAGCGACAGCAUUUCGGUAACAGGAUCGCCGCGGAAAAGCCUCGGCUCCCCUUUGACCCACGACGAGGAGGAGGCGGAGGCAGAGGCUGAAGCAGAAGCAGAAGCGGAGGCCGAGGAAGCGGAGGUGGGCGGAUUGAGUCUGAAUGGUGGCGGCAUUCAGGGCACGCUGCACAGCGAAAGUUCCCCCGGCUCGGGUGGCGCCUUCACCGCCCUCAUCCAGCGCAGUGGCAAAAAUCCCACCGAAUUAUUCGGCGGCUUUGCCGGUGCAGGUGGAAAUCACUUUGCCCCCAGCGGUCAUAGUUUCAAUCCCGCUCUGGCCGCCCAACUCUUCCUGCAAAGUCCCCUUUUGCCGCAAUCCAGCCAGUGGCUAUAUACCCAGCUAUAUGGCAACUACAGUGAUCUCCCCUGGCUGAGGAACGCGGCGGCUGCGGCGGCCGCGAAUAUAAAUCCCGGCCAGGAGAACCCCGGCCUUCCGCCACUGGGCAGCAAUCCAGAUCACGAUGGCGUUAACCUGAUCAAGCGCUGUGUCACACUGAUAACCCACAAUCCGCCGGACGCGGAGAACGCCAACCCAAACGCCUCGCCGCCGGUCAGCUCCACCAGGCGAUCGCCCUCCCCCGUGGAAACCAUCGACCUGGACGACGUGAGCACCACAUCGCGCUCGGCCAGCGGUUCAAGUGGCCAUGGCGGCGGAGUGGGAGUGGGUGGUGCAGUGGGACCCAUCAGGUCGCGCACACCCAAACCGUCGGCGGAUGUCUGGCGUCCCUACUAG